CCUCCUCCUCCCAGGCCCCAGCGCGUACCAGUCUGGAGCUCCCGAGGCUGCCUCUCGUGCGAUCAAGGGCGCGCACCGCUGGGAGAGCGACUCGGGGCCCCUGCUCUCCGCGCCGCAGUUCGGAAGAGAGUGGGUCGCCGCCGCCCGAGGGCGAGAGCGCGAGCGGAGCGGGAGGAAGGAGCGCUCGCUCGCUCGCCCGCCCGCCGCCUCGCUGUCUCCCCGGCGCUCGCUCUGCCGGCUCCUAGGUUUGCCGGCUGCUCCUCCCACCCGCGCCCGCCUCCUCGCUCGCUCGCUCGCUCCAGCCGGUUUCCGAGCCCCGCGGUGAGCCCGGGCGAGUGCGGGGCGAGGGACCCCGGGGCUAGCGCCGAGCAGGGGGCGGGGGUCCGGGCAGAGCGCAGCCGGUCGGGGAGGGGCCAUGUCCGGCGCGGGCGCAGCGGGACCCGUCUGCAGCAAGUGACCGAGCGGCGUGGACGGCCGCCUGCCCCCCUCCGCCACCUGGGGCGGCGCGGGCCCCGGUGCCGCGUGCCCGGAGCCCGGGUCGCGCGUAGAGCCGGCGCGAUGCACGUGCGCUCGCUGCGCGCCGCGGCGCCCCACAGCUUCGUGGCGCUCUGGGCGCCCCUGUUCCUGCUGCGCUCCGCCCUGGCCGACUUCAGCCUGGACAACGAGGUGCACUCGAGCUUCAUCCACCGGCGCCUCCGCAGCCAGGAGCGGCGGGAGAUGCAGCGCGAGAUCCUCUCUAUCUUGGGCUUGCCCCAUCGCCCGCGCCCCCACCUCCAGGGCAAGCACAACUCGGCGCCCAUGUUCAUGCUGGACCUGUACAACGCCAUGGCGGUGGAGGAGGGCGGCGGGCCCGACGGCCAGGGCUUCUCCUACCCCUACAAGGCCGUCUUCAGUACCCAGGGCCCCCCUCUGGCCAGCCUGCAAGAUAGCCGCUUCCUCACCGACGCCGACAUGGUCAUGAGCUUCGUCAACCUCGUGGAGCACGACAAAGAGUUCUUCCACCCACGUUACCACCACCGGGAGUUCCGGUUUGAUCUUUCCAAGAUCCCAGAAGGGGAAGCCGUGACCGCAGCCGAAUUCCGCAUCUACAAGGACUACAUCCGGGAACGCUUCGAUAAUGAGACGUUCCGGAUCAGCGUUUACCAGGUGCUUCAGGAGCACUUGGGCAGGGAGUCAGACCUGUUCCUGCUGGACAGCCGCACGCUCUGGGCCUCGGAGGAGGGCUGGCUGGUGUUCGACAUCACGGCCACCAGCAACCACUGGGUGGUCAACCCGCGGCACAAUCUGGGCCUGCAGCUCUGCGUGGAGACCUUGGACGGGCAGAGCAUCAACCCCAAGUUGGCGGGCCUGAUCGGGAGGCACGGGCCCCAGAACAAGCAGCCCUUCAUGGUGGCCUUCUUCAAGGCCACGGAGGUCCACCUUCGCAGCACCCGCUCCACAGGGGGCAAGCAACGCAGCCAGAACCGCUCCAAGACGCCCAAGAACCAGGAAGCCCUGCGGGUGACCAACGUCGCAGAAAACAGCAGCAGUGACCAGAGGCAGGCCUGUAAGAAGCACGAGCUGUACGUCAGCUUCCGAGACCUGGGCUGGCAGGACUGGAUCAUCGCUCCCGAAGGCUAUGCUGCUUACUACUGCGAGGGGGAGUGUGCCUUCCCUCUGAACUCCUACAUGAACGCCACCAACCACGCCAUCGUGCAGACGCUGGUCCACUUCAUCAACCCGGAGACGGUGCCCAAGCCGUGCUGUGCCCCCACGCAGCUCAACGCCAUCUCUGUGCUCUACUUCGACGACAGCUCCAACGUCAUCCUGAAGAAAUACAGAAACAUGGUCGUCCGGGCCUGUGGCUGCCACUAGUCCCUCCCCGGAGCUCAGAUCCUCGGGGGCCACGUUCUUUCAGGAUCCUCGGUCUCCCGCCACCCCCUGCCUUGGCAAGGCACCAGCAGACCCGCUGCCCCUCGAGAGGCCUGUCCCGCCCCCGUCCCCAACCUUAACGGUGUGGGAGCAUCAAGGAAUUUGAGAGGUGAAUGCCUUUUGAUCAGGUUUUCACCGGCCUCCUAUGGACAACAUCCUACAAGCUGCUGCAGGCAAAGCCUGAAGGAAGACAAUAUAUAUAUAAAGAAAAAUGGCCCGGCCGCGAUCAUUGGCUGUGAAGUCUCUGCCGUGCACUGACUCGUUCCCAGGGGUAAUUAGGAGCGCCCUUCAGCCGGGCCCCCCAGCAGCGGGAGGAAGGGGGCGCGGCGAGGCAUGGGCGCGUUGUGUCUGUGCGCAAGGAGAGUUAACACAGAAGUUCCUGUAAUAAAUGUCACAAUAAAACGAAUGAACGAAAA
Molecule: messenger RNA, 2327 nt
Organism: Acinonyx jubatus (cheetah)
Lineage: Eukaryota; Metazoa; Chordata; Mammalia; Carnivora; Felidae
Gene: BMP7
Product: bone morphogenetic protein 7
Exons: 7
Coding region: 559-1854 (431 amino acids)
Biological process (GO): SMAD protein signal transduction
Cellular component (GO): extracellular region
Molecular function (GO): growth factor activity; cytokine activity
Source: RefSeq, a predicted model, not a curated record